Molecule: messenger RNA, 2286 nt
Organism: Zingiber officinale
Lineage: Eukaryota; Viridiplantae; Streptophyta; Magnoliopsida; Zingiberales; Zingiberaceae
Exons: 5
Coding region: 1-2286 (761 amino acids)
Source: RefSeq, a predicted model, not a curated record
AUGGCUGGUCGUAGAAGAAAGGGACCAAACGAUGAGGAUCCUCAAGCUCGUCAAAGGAACCUUCGUGAUAUCGAGUUAGAAGAUUUAAGGAGACAAGUGCAACAACUCGAGCAACGCCUUGCGCGUGGCAAACAUCGUGAAUAUGAUGUUGAUGGUCAUGAUUCAGAUGGUGGUUCUACAAAUAAUGAUGUGGAUUUCAAUCCAUUUCAUGAUGAUAACUCACGUGACCGUGCUUCUCGUGGUCCACAGUUCCGAAGAGACAAUGUCCGCAACAAGUCUUUUGAUUUUAAAGUUGAUAUUCCAGAUUUUGAAGGAAGAAAUAAUCCCAAUGAAUUCAUUGAUUGGCUCAAUUCCGUUGAGAGAGUCUUUGAGUUCAAAGAUGUUCAAGAAGAUAGCAAGAAGGAUCUAUCCGUGGAAGACUAUGUGGCUGAAUUUGAAAACCUCAUGAUGCGGUGCGAUGUUUUGGAGCCAGAAGAACAAAUCAUUGCUCGUUUUCUUGGAGGAUUGAGGUAUGAGAUUGGGAAUGUGUUGGCUCUUAAGGUUGAAAAACAAAAAAAAGAAUCAAGUCGUUUUGGGGGACGUUUCUCGUCGGGUGGUGGUGCUUCUAAUCGAGGAAGUGCUUCUGCUUCCAAGAACACUCCGGUAGCCAAAGACAUAAAACAGAAAUCUGCCGCAAGUAAGGAUGGUGGUGCUGGUUUUGUGAAAUCCAGUGAGUAUGACGAGGAGAAUGAGGAGACAACACCCAUUUAUGAUGAAUGUGACAAGGAGGAAGAUAUCACUUAUGAAGAUCAUGGGGAAGCUUUGGUGAUACGGCGUAGUCUCAACACCACCUAUGUUCCAGAUGAUUCAUGGCUUCGUAAUAAUAUCUUCCACACCCGAUGCACGUCAAAUGGCAAGGUGUGUGACAUCAUUGUCGAUAGAGGAAGUUGUGAAAAUGUUGUGGCUACAACUAUGGUAGAGAAGCUGCAAUUAAAAACCAAAGAUCACCCUCGACCUUACAAGCUAUCAUUGCUUCGAAAAGGUAAUGAAGUAAAGGUAAAUAAACGAUGCCUUGUGCAAUUUUCUAUUGGAGACAAGUACAAAGACGAAGUUUGGUGUGAUGUUAUUCCUAUGGAUGUUUGUCAUUUGCUUCUUGAAAGACCUUGGCAGUUUGAUAGGAAAACACAACAUGAUGGAUUCAAAAACACCUAUGCUUUCGUAAAAGAUGGCAAGAAAAUAAUUUUGGGGCCGUCAAGAAUGAAGGGCAUUGUUAAGCCAUCUAAGGAAGAAGGAAAUAAUAUGCUCUCUCAAACGCAACUUGAGGAUGCAAUGAAUGAAUCCUUCGCGGCAUUUGCAUUGGUGGUUUUGGAAGAAAAUGAGGAGAGUAAUAUCAUCUCGCUGCAAGUGCAGCCUCUUUUGCAAGAAUUUACUGAUGUCGUACCUGAAGAAAUUCCUCCGGGCCUUCCUCCCAUGCGAAACAUUCAACAUUGUAUUGAUCUAAUCCCUGGUGCAUCGAUCCCAAAUAAUGCUGCUUAUAGAAUGAACCCUAAGGAACAUGAAGAGUUGAAGCGACAAGUUGAAGACUUGUUGGCAAGAGGUCUUGUGCAAGAAAGUAAAAGUCCUUGUGUCAUUCCAGCACUUCUUGUGCUAAAAAAAAAUGGUUCGUGGCGUAUGUGUGUUGAUAGUAGAGAGCUCCAGCCCAAAAGAGCACUUAAGUAUCUUCGACAAGUUUUUGGAGUGCUAAGAGAACAGAAGUUGUAUGCCAAUUUGAAGAAAUGUCACUUCUUCACCAACAGCCUCAUCUUUUUGGGCUACAAUAUUUCUUCCAAGGGCAUCAAGAUGGAUCGGGACAAGAUUGAAGCUAUUCUAAAUUGGCCAAUUCCUAAGACGAUUCAUGAUAUUCGGAGUUUUCAUAGCUUGGCUUCAUUUUACCGCAAGUUUAUCAAAAAUUUCAGCACCCUCAUCGCUCCCAUAACUGAAUGUUUGAAAGGUGGUAGCUUCAAGUGGACGGAGGAAGCAUUAAAAAGUUUUGAGCUUCUCAAAAAAAAAAGUCAUGGAGGCUCCAAUUUUGCAACUUCCAGAUUUCGGAAAGGUGUUCGAAGUGGAUUGCGAUGCUUCCAAUGUGGGGAUCGGAGGAGUUCUAGCCAAGAAGGCAGACCCAUCGCUUUCUUUAGUGAGAUGAUGAAUUCUCGACGCAAUUAUUCAACAUACGACAAGGAGUUCUUUGCCAUUGUUCGCACGUUGGAUCAUUGGCAACAUUAUCUCCUACACAACGAGUUUGUUCUCUUCUCGGAUCAUGAAGCUUGA